This is a messenger RNA of Trachemys scripta elegans, 1939 nucleotides long. RefSeq names its product spindle and kinetochore associated complex subunit 3 (gene SKA3). The transcript has 10 exons. Gene Ontology annotation, cellular component: outer kinetochore; spindle microtubule. The record is from RefSeq and is a predicted model, not a curated record. Lineage: Eukaryota; Metazoa; Chordata; Testudines; Emydidae. Gene Ontology annotation, biological process: chromosome segregation; mitotic cell cycle. The coding region runs from base 163 to 1581 and encodes 472 amino acids.
GCGGGAGGGGCGGGGCCUCGCCGCGCCCAAUGGCGUUCGCUCUGCUCAGGCAUUCAAACAAAGUUCGAGGCGCGCGGCGGCGGGUUAUUUUGUUUCCAUUCCAUCGGCAAGGGACGGACCCGGGCGAGCGAACCUAGAGCGGCUGCGGUGAUUUUCUUCAUCAUGGAGGUGACAGGAAAUUUCUUCAGCAAACUGCGUGCUUUAGCUGUCACUUUGGAGAAAGAGGCUGAGCAACUUGAACAAGCAUUAAAUAGAGAAGAUACACAAUAUGAAGAUGAAUCUCCAAUGAGAGUUUUACAUGACCUGCAUUGUGAAGUCAGGACUCUAAAGGGUGAUGUUAACGCUACCGUUGAUCAGAGUCGCUCUGAAAGACAAGAAACUUAUGAUUUCAUGAAGGCCAUUAAAGUACUGAUGCAAAGAAAUACAACAGAUCUUGAAAAAAUAAGAGAACUGUUCCAGAAAUAUGGUUAUCAACCACUUGUUAAAGAUAACUCAGUGGAGAACGAGGAGGAAGUUAACCAUGCAUCUAAGGUAUCUGACCAAGCUAACUCUGAUCAAGAGAAAGUGGAAGAUAUGUCUAGCUUUCCUGCUUGUAUUGGGAAAACAUCUGUGCCUAAGGAUCCCCUGCGUAACCCACAGCUUUCAGAUUUCGGUCUUUCACAGUACGCAUUCUCCAGAACUUGGGAUGUGAUGGAUGUACAAUCCCAUACAAAUAUGCAUAAAGAAGAUUCAAGAAAUAGAAUUCCAUCUCCCAAACAGACCUCAUAUAUAGUGCCCAAAACACCAAAAUGUACAUUAAAGAUGGAUGAUUAUGAGUGUUUAACUCCAAAGCUUGAACAUUUUGGCAUUAGUGAACAUACCAUGUGUUUGAAUGAAGACUAUACAAUGGCACUUAUUAAUAAAAAUGUUCAGACAAGAAAAAAUUUUCCAAAGGAAGAUAAUAAUGAAAUGUGUGUGGCACCAGAAACAUCAUCAAAGUCCAGGGAAAUCAUGGUUACUCCUGGACCAGCAAUGAAAACACCUAGCGAAAAUGCUGUUGAUUGCCUGGCUUCUCCUUUGAUACCUGUGUUCUGCACUCCUGGUCUGAAAAUUCCUUCCAGAAAGGACAAUACCAUCUUACCCAAAUCCCCGAAGAUGAAAGAAUCAAAUAUUUCUAAUCAGACAGCAACACCCACUCUUCCAGACUUUGAAACAGGCUGGCUAAAAACAGAAAGUAAACCAUUAAAGGGGAACAAGGCUGAGUCAUUGCCAGAGAUUGAUGUGACAGUUGAACAACACAAAGAAGAUUGUGCUCCUCCUAUUUUAAGUUCUGACAAGUAUCUUGAACAUCUCGGAAGACCCUCUCUUCCAAAAAUAUCUGACUAUGAAAAUCUCCUUAAUACUCCUCCACCUCCAGAAAUAACAAAGAUACCAGAAGACAUUCUGCAGAUAUUAUCAAAGUAUAAUCCCAAAACACAUACACCUACAGUAAUGAAAAUGGAGACCAAAACAGGAAUUGCUACAAGAUUUGAAAGGAAUAUCCCAGAUUAUUGCAACAAAGAGAACAGAGGAUAUUCUGAAUCUAUCAAAUCAAAUGAUUGAGAGUGAGCUGAGCAUGGUUCUGGAUUUUGAGCCACAUUCAUGGAUCUUCUGAGUCUUACAGAACUUAAAGCAUUCGAAGAAAUAGAAAACCAGUGAAAAAAGACCUAUAUCUCAAUUUCUAAUAACUUUCAGCAAGACCCAAGGAACUAGUUAUGCAAAACUCUCAUGGAAAAGAGAUGUACAUUGUCAUAACUUUGCCUUUCUUCAACAACAUACAUCUCCAUGGCACUAGCUGCAAACUUGGAAGUGGGAGGCAUAGGAGAAAGAGGACUUCUUAUACACAGCUGGGGCGAGUAAAAUCGUUUUAAUUAAUAAUUUGUACUAAAUCUCAUAUUAAAAUAAAGCACUCUCAAAAAUA